Conger conger (European conger) is the source of this 1871-nucleotide messenger RNA. It is a transcript of the gene gnl3l, whose product is annotated as G protein nucleolar 3 like. The record is from RefSeq and is a predicted model, not a curated record. The transcript is spliced from 15 exons. Gene Ontology annotation, molecular function: GTP binding. NCBI's taxonomy places the organism in Eukaryota, Metazoa, Chordata, Actinopteri, Anguilliformes, Congridae. Gene Ontology annotation, cellular component: nucleolus. The coding region runs from base 6 to 1781 and encodes 591 amino acids.
UUUUCAUGCAACGCCCCCUUUGUAUUUGCGACAGUAGCCGUAUUACGUUUGCACUACUGCAUCAGCAGGGGAACCUUGUGCUUGAGAUAAGCAUGCCAAAAUCCAGACAGAACACAGCAAAACGGAUACGAUUUCGUGGGAAAAGCAAGGUUAAAGAUGGGAGGACACAAAAAGAGUCACAAGAAGGAAGGAAGAACACAGGACAUGCCAGUCUCUUUAAGGAGGCUGGCCAGAGAGAGGCAGAACUACGGAAGCAAAGGCUUGAAAACCUCCAGGAGAAACAGAAGGCGUCACGUGAAAGAGAGCUUUGGAGGAGGCGGAGUUUAGAGACAUUUCAGAAAGAUGUCCUGCAGCGACAGAGCGAAUUCGAGAAGAAGGAAAAUGAGAUGCAGAAUUUGGAAAAACAUGUCAAUUUUGAAAAUGAAAACUCAAGGAAGGCGUACUACAGGGAAUUUAAGAAGGUGAUUGAAAGGGCAGACGUUAUUCUGGAGGUUCUGGAUGCACGUGACCCUCUGGGCUGCCGAUGUCCACAGGUGGAGCAGGCAGUGGUUCAGAGUGGCACCAACAAAAAAAUAGUUCUGGUGCUAAACAAGAUUGAUCUGGUUUCAAAGGAGAUUGUAGAAAAGUGGAUAAAGUACCUUCGGAACGAGUUCCCUACUGUGGCCUUCAAAGCCUCCACUCAGCAACAGAACAGAAACCUGAAGCGCAGCAGUGUGCCCAUAACACAGGCCUCCUCUGAGCUCUUGGGCAGCAGUGCGUGUGUGGGGGCCGACCUCCUGAUGAAACUCCUGGGGAAUUACUGCCGCAACCUCGACAUCAAGACCACCAUCACCGUGGGUGUGGUGGGCUUCCCCAAUGUGGGAAAGAGCAGUCUGAUCAACAGUCUGAAGCGUGCUCGCGCUUGCAGUGUGGGAGCCACACCAGGUGUUACCAGGCACCUUCAGGAGGUACACCUGGACAAGCACAUCAAGCUUCUGGACUGCCCAGGUAUCGUCAUGGCGACCUCCACGUCAGACGCAGGGAUGAUCCUGCGGAACUGCAUGAAGAUCGAACAGCUGGUGGACCCCAUGGAGCCAGUGGCAGCCAUCCUCAGACGCUGCAACAGGAAUGAGAUCAUGCAGCACUAUGGUGUCCCAGAAUUCCACACUCCCCUGGAGUUCCUGGCCUUGCUGGCGCGGCAGCAGGGCAAGCUGAAGAAGGGAGGCCUUCCUGACCACGACAAAGCUGCGAAGAGUGUCUUACAGGACUGGACCGGGGGCAGGAUCAGUUACUUCACACACCCCCCCGAGACGCACACACUGCCCACUCACGUCAGUGCAGAGAUCGUGGCUGAGAUGGGCAAGGCCUUUGACUUGGAUGAGCUGGAGAAGGGGAACCAAGAAGCCUUGGCUGAGGUGAACUGCGCUGAUGUGCCGAUGGGGCUGUGCAUGGCCAGCUCGGGCAUGACUCAGGGAGGAGAGCUGGAGAUGGAGGGCGAGGCUGUGACGCUGCUGCAGCCAGAGGACGCCGCAGAGUCCAUGGACCAGGACCAGGACACCGAGUUUGGGCCGAUGACAGUGGAGAUUCGAGGAGUGCAGGCGAAGUCGGGGGGCCCCGCAGAUGUGCCCGCUCGGGCCCCGGACCUGAGGGACAUCCUCCAUGUGGACCCCCUCCAGCAGGGACAGGCGCUCCUGGCUGCUGGCAAGAAGAGGAAGAAGCAGCAGAAAAGAGCGGACAAAAUUGCAACAAAGCUCUCGGACACACUGACAUCUGCAAUGAACUUUUCUCUGUUGGACAGCUGAUGCACAUCUCCACAUCUGUAGCUUUGAGUAGCUCUCUGGGGCGAUAUUUUCAUUAAUAAUCUAUAUUUAAAAAAUAAACGUCUCAAUUUA